AUGCCGUACCACUAUCUCGAGGAUACGGUACAAGCGGGUCUGAUUUUAGGCUUCACUCAUCUCUUACACGGUGUCCCUACAUAUGACCCCCCAAGUGCACACACCUCACUCCUUUCCCUUAGUUUCGUCUACUACUAUCGCGCCUCCAAAACGGAUCUUUUGCUCCCUUCGACUUUUUUCCGUUUGUCCGCUUGUCCACCAUUUCCUCCCUCUACUUCAGUCGAACCCACUUUGUCACACCCCUCUCGUUCCAUCUGUCAGUACCAUAGAUUUGCACCCAUCUCAUCCGCAUCACCAUGUUUCCCAGUCGUCCACUCCUCGUACCAUACCGUUGACUUUCUCCUUCCUGGCCUCACUCGAUCUCAGCUUGCCUGGUUGACCUGCGGCCAAAACGACGGCACUGCUUGGUCCUCUGCCUGCUGCUUUAUAACAUGCUUCGCCGACUUAUUUAUGUGCUCUACUCCAGUGCGUGUAAAUGGUACCGGAGAAAAAGGCGUGUGCACCACGGAGCUGGCCCAAACACAUUUUUUCCCCACCAGAGAGAGCCCUUGUCGUCACGGCCCAGGGAGCCCGCACUUUUCUCGCUCGACCGGCCGGCAGCGGAGUCUGAAAGACACGAUUCUGCCGUCCACCUCCACCCGUGCUGUUGCGGACGACCGACUUGUGGCUGUGGGCGCGGUUGUGGGUGCGGGUGUGGGUGCAGUUGUGGUUGCGAGGCUCAACCACUUGAGAUGGUCGGCUGCUUUUUCGGCCCACCUGCUCGCGCCUACCACACCAGACCUCGACAGGCCCGUGCAUGUAGGCCAGUCCAACGCCUCCCUCCCUCGCAGCAACACGUCAUCUGGCCUUUGA
Messenger RNA from Protopolystoma xenopodis, 852 nucleotides. Lineage: Eukaryota; Metazoa; Platyhelminthes; Monogenea; Polystomatidea; Polystomatidae. The record is from the annotation of a GenBank genome assembly.